Diaporthe batatas is the source of this 1044-nucleotide messenger RNA. RefSeq lists its product as uncharacterized. The coding region runs from base 319 to 648 and encodes 109 amino acids. The record is from RefSeq and is a predicted model, not a curated record. Lineage: Eukaryota; Fungi; Ascomycota; Sordariomycetes; Diaporthales; Diaporthaceae. The transcript has 2 exons.
CCUGUGAGCGUUGCUCCUUCCAAAUUAAGACAGGCUCCAUGAUGGCUCUUGCUAUUUCGAGACGUAAAUCGCCGACCAAAAUCACCUGGUGCUCGUUCCUUUUUCCAUGCCCAGGUGGUUGAGACGUCACAAAUCACAUUGGGUUUCCGAGUAAAGGAGACGGCUUAGAAAAUAGAUGGUCUAUAAAGGAUGCUGGGUGUCCGUUGUUGUACAUCUAACGUCACAAGACUCAUUUUCUCUUCUCAAGCCUCCGAGAUCGAGAUCAGUUUCUAACUAUCCAUCGCUUUCUAUCAAUAUCCUCAAAACCAAACCUUCAAUAUGAAGUUUCUUCUCGCUAUCCUCUCCCUCCUCCCUUCCGCUUUCGCAGCCGAUACCUGCGUCGCCGAGUCGGGCUGCGCGGGUUGCGGACAAGUCGCCAGCGCCAGUUUCGUCCAGAGCGGCAACGGGCAGGUAGCGAAUGCUCCAGGCUGGGCCACAAUGACUGUGUCAGACUCAACUAUUGCGCUGGAGAACCUUUCUGGCAGCACUCUGACGGUAUGCGUCUACGGCGUCGUCUGCUAUUAUAUCAGCCCGAAGAGCGAGUGUACGGUCGGAGAGCCGAGCAACUUCAACACGCAGCUUGGCCUGCAGGUCUGGCAGCACCCUUAGGCGCAGAUGAGGGAGAGAGUUGGAGCAGCGCCGAGGCGAAGUCAUUCUUGGGUGAGAUUGCAAGGGCAAGUGGGAACUUAUGCUUGCACAGGGGAUUGCAGACGUGAAGGAGGCGGUUGUAGUUCAAGAGAACCUGGUUCGUCGGAGAAUGGCAUACAUCUCGAGUGCAUGGCUAUAUGUAUCAAGAAGGGUUGAGCAGUGGAGGUUUGAUAUAAGAGCCUGCAACUGUUUGGAAACUUGUCAAUCCGUGGCCCAGAACCAAGCGUGCUUAUCUUCUGACCAAAUGGGAUGCCCUGCUUAUUGAGAUUCUCAUAUCAUGCUAAUUUAGCCCGUGGAGUACAAAGCUAUCAUCCGAUAGCUGCCAUACUCUUGGGCUUAUGGAGUCUAUUCACAAAA